Molecule: messenger RNA, 744 nt
Organism: Heterostelium album PN500
Lineage: Eukaryota; Evosea; Eumycetozoa; Acytosteliales; Acytosteliaceae
Product: AKAP7 2'5' RNA ligase-like domain-containing protein
Exons: 3
Coding region: 1-744 (247 amino acids)
Cellular component (GO): cytosol
Molecular function (GO): protein kinase A regulatory subunit binding
Source: RefSeq, a predicted model, not a curated record
AUGGUUAAAAUUUUUGGAUCAUCAAACAAAAAAACAAUAUUUUUCAUAUUUAUUGUGUUGAUGAUAGCUUUCGUCAUUAAUAAUAUUGGAAUCAAUCAAUUAAGUGAAAAAUCAAAAGAAGAAAAAGAAGAAGAUAUGUCAAGAGGUGGUUUUAAUAACAACAAUAAUAAUAAUAACUAUAGACCUAAUUACUUUUUAGGAUUGCAAAUCACUGAACCAACUAUCACUGAUCAAUUGUCACAAGCACAGAAACAUAUAGCAAACACUGUACCAUUGAUAAGAAGAGAUGUUACAGCUGCAGAGAAGUUUCAUCUCACCGUAUUUGUAAUGACUCUCACCGAUGUUCAAGUGCAACUACCUCUUGUAAAAUCAUUGCUACAACAGGCAAAACUGAUUUCAAAUGAGAUCUUUGGUGAGAAUACACCUUCUUCAACUAUAAAGGGAAUUGGAUCAUUCAAUGAUCGUGUAUUAUGGUCUGGUUUGAAAGAUGAUGAAAACUCUGCUAGAUUAACAGAGUUCCAAUCACGUUUGGUUAAAUUGUUCGAAGAGAACAAUAUAAAUAUAGACAAAAGAUGGAAUCCACAUAUCACUUUAGCUAAAGGUAGAGGUGGUCAACACUUUGUUGAUGCAUUCAAUGAUACAGAAUUUGGUUUACAAAAAUUUCAAUCACUGCAGCUGCUGCGCAUAGGAAGUUCAGACCCAAUAACAAAAUAUUAUAAAAUAGAAGAAUCUUAUGCACUUUAA